Molecule: messenger RNA, 2585 nt
Organism: Prorocentrum cordatum
Lineage: Eukaryota; Dinophyceae; Prorocentrales; Prorocentraceae
Source: the annotation of a GenBank genome assembly
GAGAGUACUUCCCGGUGCCCGAGGUGCAGCAGCUCGAUCUCGACAUCGGCUUCGUGCUGACCAGGCGAGAGAAACGGCGCGUGAGGAGGCUCGCGAAUGACGCCAUCGAGAGCUUGAAUUGGAUGCAUGGCGCGCGCUGGCGAGAGGCUGGCUGCGCGCAGCCGCGCUUGGCGACCUUCGAUAUGCUGGCUGGGUUGCGUCGGGGCGCGCAGCGGCGGGCGCAGCUGGCCGCGGCUGGCUGGCGGCGAUCGAGCAGCGCGACUUCGUCGCAGCAGGCUCUUCCACAGCUGAUGCGGAAUCACGGCCCCUAUGCCGAGGCCCGAGCUAACCUGGCCUCCUUCGUGCGCGACCGGCUCAGCAUCCCCGAGGACGUCAGGCGGGCACCUCGAGUGGAUGGACUGCUGCCGGAUGCGGCGUUGAAUGUUUUGAAGGAGUACGAGAGCUGCAUGCUGAGGCCGCCGGAGGAGGUGGCCGCCCUCGACGAGACGCCGGGCCCAGUGCGGCCCUACGCAGACCCUGUGCUGAAGUCCAAUCGGAAGGUGUACGUGGGGUUGGUCAAGAGGACUGCUUCCUUCCACAGGCUGAGGUUCCCGAAGGAGUCGAAGCUCGACGAGUACUUAGCCUGCCCCGAGGCAUGGGCCUCCGAGCUCGGGCUGGCCUGGUGGGAAGGGCGGCGGGUUGAGAGGGGCAUGGUGUUGUACCCGCUCGCGCAGUCCCUCCCCAUGGGCUGGGCGUGGAGCCCCUACGUUGCGCGGGAGGCCAACGCCCGGCAGAUGGAUUUGACCAAGGAGCUGAGGGGCGCGCACCUGCUUCAGGAUCGUGGGCCGCCGCUGGUGCUCCAGGGAGGAAGAGACGACGCCGGGCGUGGCAAGUACUGCUACGUCGACAACUUAGGGCUGACGGUGCACGAGACGGAGGUGGCCUGCGAGUGCGGGGUGGUCUUGGGCAUCGAGGUGGGCGGAGCUCGGGGCCGGACUCGGCCGACGGCCAAACGGUUCUGGCGCGCGCGGGGCUCUAUCCAGGAGGUGUUGCGGCGCGGUGUCUGCAGCGGGCAGGAGCUCGAGGUCCUGGUGGGGCAUAUGACGUUCGUGGGCCUUAUCAGGCGGGAGCUGCUGUCCAUCCCCCACGGGGCCUACAGGUUGGUGAAGAAGCUGUGCUACGAGAAGGCGCCGCUGUGCGUGAAGGAGGAGAAGGCCUUCUGUGGUGCCAUGGUUUUCUUGGAAGCGAAGUGGGUUCCCGGAGUUGCCAGCCCACUUGCUACAUGGAUCGCGGUGGAGCACAGUGAUGGCGGACAAGUGGAGUGGAGGCGCGAAGAGGGGGUCAUUCACCUGGAGGCCCGGGCCGUGCUGAAGGGGAUCGAGCGCCUUGCCAGGUCGAUGGGGUCUACGACGACGUACGGACUCAAGACGGGCAUCAAGCUGGCGAGUCAGACGAUCAAGAGCAUGAGCGAGACUGACGAGAGACUGAAGCAGAAUUUGGAUACAGAGAGCUACCAUCAGAGGCGCACGAGCAGGAGCAAGGAGAGCGAGAAGGUGAUGACCAGCGAGAGCGAGGAGGCGAAGAGGAUCGAGAGCAGCGAGCAGAGAGGAGUGGAGCGGGGCGCGGUCGGGCGAUCGCGGACGCUGGCGGCUGCUGGCGAGAGGCGCCGGCGCUGGAGCUCGCUGGCGGCGGAGGCAAGGCUGCCGGCGCGGGCCGUAGACGCCGGCUCGACCGUCGGAGACGACGAGGGCGACUUCGCGUCCGAGGAGGCGGCGACCGAGGCGGACCGCAAGGAGGGGCGGCUGGCGCGGCAGCGGGCGCAGCGGCGGGUGGCGCGAGUGGCCGAGAGGAAGACGACGAUGCUUCUUGGCCAGAGCUACCUGAAGGCGGCGGGCGUGUCGGAGGCCGGCCGAGUCCGGUGUCGGUCGUGCGAGCAAGAGCUCCUGGACUUCGCCGACCGGGAGAGCAUGGCGCUUCGCGAGGACGGCGAGGUAGGCGAGUGUCUCGUGGCGCGGAUGAACUCGAGGAGUCGGCUCGGGGACCGCGCGGAGCGAGGCGAGUGCACGGUGGCCGCCCUGGUGUUCGCCUUCCCGAAUUCCGAGCGGGAUGGGGGCCGGCGCGCGCCACGGCCUCUUCAGGGCCUCAGAAGGUGGAGGAUGCUCUGCCCGAAUUUCGGUCGGCGGCCGCUGCUUUGGAGCGCGUGGGCCGCUCUGGCGGUAAAGCUGGUGAUGAACUCCGAGAAGAUGCGCUGGGUGGGCCCAGUGUUUGCGCACCUGGCCAGAGGCUCGUCUGCGGAGAGGCUGUUCCCGCGGGGCCACCAGCAGCGCGGUCGACCGGUGCGAGGAGCAGGACAUCAGGCGCUGAUCCCCGCGGUGGCCCAUCAGGCGGGGCACGGCGGGAUCAGCCUCGACCGUGCCUUCCGUUUUUGGCCCCAGGAAGAGGCCAUGAAGAGCCGGAGGUGGUCAUCAUUUCGCUCGACCGUGCGCCGCGAGAAAACAGGACGCCUGACCGAGGCGCGAGGGAGAUGGGACCCCGACGCGCAGGCGUUCGCCCUCGACUGCGAGGGGCGCCUGGAAGACGCGUUCCCACGCGGGGCGCCGCUGCCA